AACAGGAUGUGGUUGGAAAUCAUUUUAAUUGUGUAUGGACUAGUCUGGUGCAUUCAAAGGGCCAUGACGAAGAUGGAGAUAAUUCGAUCUAUGUUUCAUUUGUAUAAAGACCGACAGGAUGAAGUCUACUGUUCACCGCAGGUGGAUUCAGCUCAGCUACAAGACACUGUCGCCAACUUAUCCAAUCAUGUGUUGGAAAUGAGGCAACAGCUCAAAUCUGCGCAGCAUACCAUAGAGAUCCUUCAGGCCAGAAUAUCAGCAGUUGCAGCAGCUACUGUGCCACCAGUUGAUCUUGAAGACCUGCAUCCUCUUACAGAAGGAACGCCAUCUACAGAUGAGUCACUCCUUCUCUCCGAAGAAGAUUGGGAAAAAACUCCUUUGAAAGAAGACAAUCUACCUGCGCAGCAGGGACACUCUACGAAGGUCGUAACCCUUCCGCUUAGGCCACAAAAAGUUCUCCCGAAGCGACCGCAGGUCCAGUCAGAACACGUGCAACAAAAGCGAGCGCGCGAGGCUCUUAUCAAGCUUGAAUUCCCGGUCAAAACGUUAUCAGUCCCUUUUGCCGCGCGACAUGCAUUGCAGUUGCACGAUCACUGGCAACCAAAUGGAUACGGCCAUAAUGAAGACUCUAUCCGAAUACAAUGUAGGCAUAACAAUCCUUUGCGAAAGCAGAACAUCACGGCUCAGACGGUUGCUCAGCUGAUACGUAAUGGGUUUGCCUUCCAUGUUCGCUUUUAUGCUCCACUGAAAGUCGAGUCUGACCGAUACGGCAUGCUGGAGCGCGACAUCAACGAGUGCUUUCAGCUCAAACUUCUUCGUUGGGUCCCGAUCGACGAUCCGCACUACAACGUUCUCCGCGAGGCAGCUAAAAUUUGAGACGCAGUUCUCUCAUAAUUCAAGGACGCAGUCCUUUCCUGUUAUCUUUUCCAAUUACCAUCCGAGGGGGUGUCUGAAUCGCAGCGAGUGUGGACACUGCGUUCUACAUAAGGCUGGUAGGAAAAGAGUGAUGAUGUUGAAACAUCUGAACACUGAGAGAGUCGCAGAACUCAACAUGAGGUGAAAGCAGCGUAGCUGCGGAGCGAUGGAGAAAUGCAAGUGGGAGUGAGUUACCCAGGAGGGAAGCAAAGCGGCUGAGCGCCAGCAGCUGAAAGUACAAGAGAGGAGAAACCAAGCUGAGGAUGAAAGAUGAGUCAUCAGAUAGCGCUUCUUCUGAAUAAUUACUGAACCAUCACUAUUAAUGAUUCAUGAUCCUAUCACGCUGUAGCUUGGUGGGGAUGCUAUUCACUGGGGUAAGGUGCAUGCAUUUAUUUGAUGGUAAGGUAUGUGAACAAACAUGGCAUCGACCGAACAGCAACGAUGAUGAACCUUUUGCUUGUUCUCUUCUUCAAGGUGUUGGUAUUGGGAGCAGAGACUCCACUUGCCGCAGGCAAGGGUUAUUGGCAAGUCAACAGAAAGCGAGCAUGGCUUUCUGCGAGGAGUUGGUAUUGGCCUGUCCCCAGGCCUGUGUUCGCCCGUGCUUCGCUAAGAGAUCACUCACCUAGCUGGAGAUCCUCCGAGGGAGAUCAAGAGUUGAGUGGUAGUAGGUCUUGUUGUAGUACGAAGGUCUCUCGAUCUCUCACAGUUGCAUGCUUUGGCUUUUUUCUUAUUUGCGACGAAAAACGUCGCGGCGUGCCAGAAGGCGUGGCGCAAAAUUUUAUCGAAACGCCGCCACAUGAAGACCAGCGAGGCCUUUUGUUUGUGGCCAAUCUUUUGGAAGAAUAUAAGGAGCCGGAGCCGAUAAAAAUGGAGAGCCGGGAAAACCUUGCGGCGAUUUUUGUCGGAAACGUUGCGGCCGCCUUUUUAAUAUUUAGAAAAAGAAAAACGAAAAAGAAAAAGACCGCCGCAACGCGUUCCCAAAUAUUCCCCAAAUAUUUUCAAACAUUCACAAAGUGCCCCCGUACUCUUUGACAUUCACAAAAAGAAGACGAAAACGAGCAAGGUCGCCGCAACGUCUCCGACAAAAAUCGCCGCAAGGGUUUCCCGGGUCUCCUUAUCAGUUUCGCUUCGUCAUAUUCUUCCAAAAGAUUGGCCACACGCGGGAGGCCUCGCCGGUCUCCACGUGGCGGCUUUUCGAUAAAACCGCGCGCGCCUCCAUCUGCUUCCGCUUCUUUCAUUUCGCGAGAUACGCGAGCGAGGUCGUCGCCGUCUGGCUGUUUCACGCUGGUCGCCUUGUGUUCCCCUGGCUUGGCUCGUCUUUGCUCCAGUUUGGUCGGUCUGUGUUCUUCGGGCCUGGCUGCUCUUGUGUUCUAGGUCUUCUCAUGUGCUCCCCUCGUGUGCUCCUGCCGUGUGUCUAAUCUCUGUGCCGUGGCGCGUCGUCCCUAUGGCGGCAGUAGGCCGCCCGGGACGAGGGGGCAGAGGGUUGCCUUUCUGGGCUGUUCGCGCUGGAUUAUGCAGCGCCCAUCAGCGCCUACCAGCGCAGCGUGGCGCGCCGUCCCUCUGGCGGCCGUAAGCCGCCAGGGACGAGGGGGCAGAGGGUUGCCUUGCUGGGCUGUUCGCGCUGGAUUAUGCGGCGCACACCGCGCGCCCAUCCGCGCCCACCGGCGCGGCGUGGCGCGUCGUCCCUCUGGCGGCCGUAGGCCGCCAGGGACGAGGGGGCAGAGGGUUGCCUUGCUGGGCUGUUCGCGCUGGAUUAUGCGGCGCACACCACGCGCCCACCAGCGCCCACCAGCGCAGCGUGGCGCGUCGUCCCUCUGGCGGCCGUAGGCCGCCAGGGACGAGGGGGCAGAGGGUUGCCUUGCUGGGCUGUUCGCGCUGGAUUAUGCGGCGCACACCACGCGCCCACCAGCGCCCACCAGCGCAGCGUGGCGCGUCGUCCCUCUGGCGGCCGUAGGCCGCCAGGGACGAGGGGGCAGAGGGUUGCCUUGCUGGGCUGUUCGCGCUGGAUUAUGCGGCGCACACCACGCGCCCACCAGCGCCCACCAGCGCAGCGUGGCGCGUCGUCCCUCUGGCGGCCGUAGGCCGCCAGGGACGAGGGGGCAGAGGGUUGCCUUGCUGGGCUGUUCGCGCUGGAUUAUGCGGCGCACACCACGCGCCCACCAGCGCCCACCAGCGCAGCGUGGCGCGUCGUCCCUCUGGCGGCCGUAGGCCGCCAGGGACGAGGGGGCAGAGGGUUGCCUUGCUGGGCUGUUCGCGCUGGAUUAUGCGGCGCACACCACGCGCCCACCAGCGCCCACCAGCGCAGCGUGGCGCGUCGUCCCUCUGGCGGCCGUAGGCCGCCAGGGACGAGGGGGCAGAGGGUUGCCUUGCUGGGCUGUUCGCGCUGGAUUAUGCGGCGCACACCACGCGCCCACCAGCGCCCACCAGCGCAGCGUGGCGCGUCGUCCCUCUGGCGGCCGUAGGCCGCCAGGGACGAGGGGGCAGAGGGUUGCCUUGCUGGGCUGUUCGCGCUGGAUUAUGCGGCGCAGACCACGCGCCCACCAGCGCCCACCAGCGCAGCGUGGCGCGUCGUCCCUCUGGCGGCCGUAGGCCGCCAGGGACGAGGGGGCAGAGGGUUGCCUUGCUGGGCUGUUCGCGCUGGAUUAUGCGGCGCACACCACGCGCCCACCAGCGCCCACCAGCGCAGCGUGGCGCGUCGUCCCUCUGGCGGCCGUAGGCCGCCAGGGACGAGGGGGCAGAGGGUUGCCUUGCUGGGCUGUUCGCGCUGGAUUAUGCGGCGCACACCACGCGCCCACCAGCGCCCACCAGCGCAGCGUGGCGCGUCGUCCCUCUGGCGGCCGUAGGCCGCCAGGGACGAGGGGGCAGAGGGUUGCCUUGCUGGGCUGUUCGCGCUGGAUUAUGCGGCGCACACCACGCGCCCACCAGCGCCCACCAGCGCAGCGUGGCGCGUCGUCCCUCUGGCGGCCGUAGGCCGCCAGGGACGAGGGGGCAGAGGGUUGCCUUGCUGGGCUGUUCGCGCUGGAUUAUGCGGCGCACACCACGCGCCCACCAGCGCCCACCAGCGCAGCGUGGCGCGUCGUCCCUCUGGCGGCCGUAGGCCGCCAGGGACGAGGGGGCAGAGGGUUGCCUUGCUGGGCUGUUCGCGCUGGAUUAUGCGGCGCACACCACGCGCCCACCAGCGCCCCGCGGCGCGUCGUCUCUCUGGCGGCUUACGGCCGCCAGGGACGAGGGGGCAGAGGGUUGCCUUGCUGGGCUGUUCGCGCUGGAUUAUGCGGCGCACACCACGCGCCCACCAGCGCCCACCAGCGCAGCGUGGCGCGUCGUCCCUCUGGCGGCCGUAGGCCGCCAGGGACGAGGGGGCAGAGGGUUGCCUUGCUGGGCUGUUCGCGCUGGAUUAUGCGGCGCACACCACGCGCCCACCAGCGCCCACCAGCGCAGCGUGGCGCGUCGUCCCUCUGGCGGCCGUAGGCCGCCAGGGACGAGGGGGCAGAGGGUUGCCUUGCUGGGCUGUUCGCGCUGGAUUAUGCGGCGCACACCACGCGCCCACCAGCGCCGCGUGGCGCGUCGUCCCUCUGGCGGCCGUAGGCCGCCAGGGACGAGGGGGCAGAGGGUUGCCUUGCUGGGCUGUUCGCGCUGGAUUAUGCGGCGCACACCACGCGCCCACCAGCGCCCACCAGCGCAGCGUGGCGCGUCGUCCCUCUGGCGGCCGUAGGCCGCCAGGGACGAGGGGGCAGAGGGUUGCCUUGCUGGGCUGUUCGCGCUGGAUUAUGCGGCGCACACCACGCGCCCACCAGCGCCCACCAGCGCAGCGUGGCGCGUCGUCCCUCUGGCGGCCGUAGGCCGCCAGGGACGAGGGGGCAGAGGGUUGCCUUGCUGGGCUGUUCGCGCUGGAUUAUGCGGCGCACACCACGCGCCCACCAGCGCCCACCAGCGCAGCGUGGCGCGUCGUCCCUCUGGCGGCCGUAGGCCGCCAGGGACGAGGGGGCAGAGGGUUGCCUUGCUGGGCUGUUCGCGCUGGAUUAUGCGGCGCACACCACGCGCCCACCAGCGCCCACCAGCGCAGCGUGGCGCGUCGUCCCUCUGGCGGCCGUAGGCCGCCAGGGACGAGGGGGCAGAGGGUUGCCUUGCUGGGCUGUUCGCGCUGGAUUAUGCGGCGCACACCACGCGCCCACCAGCGCCCACCAGCGCAGCGUGGCGCGUCGUCCCUCUGGCGGCCGUAGGCCGCCAGGGACGAGGGGGCAGAGGGUUGCCUUGCUGGGCUGUUCGCGCUGGAUUAUGCGGCGCACACCACGCGCCCACCAGCGCCCACCAGCGCAGCGUGGCGCGUCGUCCCUCUGGCGGCCGUAGGCCGCCAGGGACGAGGGGGCAGAGGGUUGCCUUGCUGGGCUGUUCGCGCUGGAUUAUGCGGCGCACACCACGCGCCCACCAGCGCCCACCAGCGCAGCGUGGCGCGUCGUCCCUCUGGCGGCCGUAGGCCGCCAGGGACGAGGGGGCAGAGGGUUGCCUUGCUGGGCUGUUCGCGCUGGAUUAUGCGGCGCACACCACGCGCCCACCAGCGCCCACCAGCGCAGCGUGGCGCGUCGUCCCUCUGGCGGCCGUAGGCCGCCAGGGACGAGGGGGCAGAGGGUUGCCUUGCUGGGCUGUUCGCGCUGGAUUAUGCGGCGCACACCACGCGCCCACCAGCGCCCACCAGCGCAGCGUGGCGCGUCGUCCCUCUGGCGGCCGUAGGCCGCCAGGGACGAGGGGGCAGAGGGUUGCCUUGCUGGGCUGUUCGCGCUGGAUUAUGCGGCGCACACCACGCGCCCACCAGCGCCCACCAGCGCAGCGUGGCGCGUCGUCCCUCUGGCGGCCGUAGGCCGCCAGGGACGAGGGGGCAGAGGGUUGCCUUGCUGGGCUGUUCGCGCUGGAUUAUGCGGCGCACACCACGCGCCCACCAGCGCCCACCAGCGCAGCGUGGCGCGUCGUCCCUCUGGCGGCCGUAGGCCGCCAGGGACGAGGGGGCAGAGGGUUGCCUUGCUGGGCUGUUCGCGCUGGAUUAUGCGGCGCACACCACGCGCCCACCAGCGCCCACCAGCGCAGCGUGGCGCGUCGUCCCUCUGGCGGCCGUAGGCCGCCAGGGACGAGGGGGCAAUGCGUGACCAUCUCGCCCCCCGCCCCCCUUGUACAAGGUUAAACGUUUGCGCGACUGUCUACCUAAAUAACGAGCCUGCGGCGAAGAGUGCGCCCCCGGACUGUGCCCAACCAUGUAACCUUGUACAAGGGGGGCGCGGGGUACAAGGGGGGCGGGGGAAUGCUCCAGACAGACGGCCGCGAAACUGAAGGGGUAGCCCAUGCCCCAUCGUCCCUGGCGGCCUUCGGCCGCCAGCGGGACGAUGCGCCAGACAGGGCGCCGGCCUUCCCAAGCUUCUGCGGUCUUCCCGGGGGAUGUUCUCGGUUGAAGUUAUCUCCUUGGCUUUCUUCGUGUGCGUGUGCUACCUAUACCGGGCGCACUUCUGAGAGCUACAGGCGCACAGGUUUAGCCUUUCCCGUUAAUGGUGUCCCAGACUCUUAAAAAGGAGGGCGAGCCCGUGUCCGAUGGUGUCGCCUGUCGUCUCAUUCGGUUUGUAUCGGUAGCCGGAGGGAUUGCAGAGGAGACGGGCACGCCGAGCGAGCGGCGAAACCGAUAAGGGAAUGGCGGAAGCAUCUGAACAGAGCCCGGAAAGACGGAGGCGAAACCGAUAAGGAAAGGGGAAAAGGAGAGAGACGAGCUGGCCCCGCGAUCUAGGGACUGGCGUGCCAAACUGUGCAGAAAAGUGGCAAAAUAUCGAAAACGGCCCAGAGGUACCACUGUCCCUUAGCGGUUUCGCUUAGGAGUUUCGCGAGGUUUGGGCUUGGUUAGUUUUGGGCUUGGUUCAAGGGUGGCCGGGGUUUGUCUCCUGUUUGGUUUCAGUGUGGUCGCGGGUUUGGGUCGCCUUGCUCAGCUUUUUGCGUUGGGUUUGCUUUGUACAUAGCCCGAGGCCACCCAAAAGUGCCGCACUGUAGAAAAUUCCUCAGCCUGGUCCUUCUGGUCUUGGGUUUUUUCCUGCUCAUGACGGGGACAGAUUCCCAAGCCCUGGACCAUUUUCAUCUCGAAGCGUCGCAGCUUUGCCUUUUGCUAGUGACGGCCGGGAAAAAUUUUGCACAAUUUGGUAACUUUUGGACAGCUUUGCAGUAUUGCACUCGCAGCCUGUCAAAAUUUUUUGGUCUUGCUUAAAAAAGCAACAACUUUCAUUAUUCUGCGUCUUUUUUGGAACGGUCUCCACAAUAAAAAAAAUAAAACAAAAGCAAUGGCCACUCGUUUAAUUUUUUUUCUCUGAGCGCCUUUUCACAUCAAAAAAAUAUUGAAGAAUGGAACCAAAAGAAUCUACAUGCUGUAAGUCCUCGCGAAGCUCUUAAUCGAAACCGUUAUAAGGGACAGCGGCACUUCUGGGCCGUUUUCGAUAUUUCGCCACUUUUCUGCACAGUUUGGCGCGGCGGUGCCUAUAUUGCGGGCCCAGUUCGUCUCCCUCCUUUCCCCGUUUCCUUAUCGGCUUCGCCUCCGUCUUUCUGGGCUCUGUUUAGAUGCUUCCGCCGUUCCCUUAUCGGUUUCGUCGCUCGCUCGGCGUGCCCAUCUCCUCUGCAAUCGCUCCGGCUACCGAUAAAAACCGAACGAGACGACAGGAGACACCAUCGGGCACGGGCUAGCCUUCCCUCGCGAAACUCUUAAGCGAAACCGCUAAGGGGCAGUGGUACCCCUGGGCCGUUUUCGAUAUUUUGCCACUUUUCUUCACAGUUUGGCGCGCCAGUGCGGGUCGCUAGAUCGCGAGGCCAGUCCGUCUCUCUCCUCUUCCCGUUUCCUUAUCGGUUUCGCCUCUGUCUUUCCGGGCUCUGUUCAGAUGCUUCCGCCGUUCUCUUAUCGGUUUCGCCGCUCGCUCGGCGUACCCGACUCCUCUGCAAUCCCUCCGGCUACCGAUACGAACCGAAUGAGACGACAGGCGACACCGUGAAGCAUGGGCUCGCCCUCCUUUUUAAGAGUCCGGAGCAUCAUCACAGGCAAAGGCCGACCCUGUGCGCCUGUAGCUCUCAGAAGUGCGCCCGGUAUAGGUAGCACACGCACACGAAGAGAGCCAAGAGGAUAACUCCAAUCGCGGACGUCUUUCGGUAAGACCGCAGAAGCUUGGCAAGGCGCCCCGUCUGGCGCAUCGGCCGCCAGCGGGGCGAUAGGGCAUGCCUUAGCUCUUCAGUUACACGGGCGACAGUUUGUCUGACGCGUCCCCCCGCCUCCCGUUGUACCCCGCGCCCCCCGCCCCCCUUGUACAAGGUUACAUGGUUGGGCACAGUCCGGAGGCGCACUUUUCGGCGCAGACUCGUUAUAGGGAUUCACAGUCGCGCAAACAUUUAACCUCGUACAAGGGGGGCGGGGGGCGAGAUGGUCACGCAUUGCCCCCUCGUCCCUGGCGUAGGCCGCCAGAGGGACGACGCGCCACGCUGCGCUGGUGGGCGCUGAUGGGCGCGUGGUGUGCGCCGCAUAAUCCAGCGCGAACAGCCCAGCAAGGCAAGCCUCUGCCCCCUCAUCCCUGGCGGCCUACGGCCGCCAGAGGGACGACGCGCCACGCUGCGCUGGUGGGCGCUGGUGGGCGCGUGGUGUGCGCCGCAUAAUCCAGCGCGAACAGCCCAGCAAGGCAACCCUCUGCCCCCUCGUCCCUGGCGGCCUACGGCCGCCAGAGGGACGACGCGCCACGCUGCGCUGGUGGGCGCUGGUGGGCGCGUGGUGUGCGCCGCAUAAUCCAGCGCGAACAGCCCAGCAAGGCAACCCUCUGCCCCCUCGUCCCUGGCGGCCUACGGCCGCCAGAGGGACGACGCGCCACGCUGCGCUGGUGGGCGCUGGUGGGCGCGUGGUGUGCGCCGCAUAAUCCAGCGCGAACAGCCCAGCAAGGCAACCCUCUGCCCCCUCGUCCCUGGCGGCCUACGGCCGCCAGAGGGACGACGCGCCACGCUGCGCUGGUGGGCGCUGGUGGGCGCGUGGUGUGCGCCGCAUAAUCCAGCGCGAACAGCCCAGCAAGGCAACCCUCUGCCCCCUCGUCCCUGGCGGCCUACGGCCGCCAGAGGGACGACGCGCCACGCUGCGCUGGUGGGCGCUGGUGGGCGCGUGGUGUGCGCCGCAUAAUCCAGCGCGAACAGCCCAGCAAGGCAACCCUCUGCCCCCUCGUCCCUGGCGGCCUACGGCCGCCAGAGGGACGACGCGCCACGCUGCGCUGGUGGGCGCUGGUGGGCGCGUGGUGUGCGCCGCAUAAUCCAGCGCGAACAGCCCAGCAAGGCAACCCUCUGCCCCCUCGUCCCUGGCGGCCUACGGCCGCCAGAGGGACGACGCGCCACGCUGCGCUGGUGGGCGCUGGUGGGCGCGUGGUGUGCGCCGCAUAAUCCAGCGCGAACAGCCCAGCAAGGCAACCCUCUGCCCCCUCGUCCCUGGCGGCCUACGGCCGCCAGAGGGACGACGCGCCACGCUGCGCUGGUGGGCGCUGGUGGGCGCGUGGUGUGCGCCGCAUAAUCCAGCGCGAACAGCCCAGCAAGGCAACCCUCUGCCCCCUCGUCCCUGGCGGCCUACGGCCGCCAGAGGGACGACGCGCCACGCUGCGCUGGUGGGCGCUGGUGGGCGCGUGGUGUGCGCCGCAUAAUCCAGCGCGAACAGCCCAGCAAGGCAACCCUCUGCCCCCUCGUCCCUGGCGGCCUACGGCCGCCAGAGGGACGACGCGCCACGCUGCGCUGGUGGGCGCUGGUGGGCGCGUGGUGUGCGCCGCAUAAUCCAGCGCGAACAGCCCAGCAAGGCAACCCUCUGCCCCCUCGUCCCUGGCGGCCUACGGCCGCCAGAGGGACGACGCGCCACGCUGCGCUGGUGGGCGCGUGGUGUGCGCCACAUAAUCCAGCGCGAACAGCCCAGCAAGGCAACCCUCUGCCCCCUCGUACCUGGCGGCCUACGGCCGCCAGAGGGACGACGCGCCAUCUUCUUCCUCCUCGCGUGCUGCGUGUGGAAAUAUGACAUCCUUUCCGGCGAUCACAUGCGCGCCAGUUUCUGACACGAGCAGAGGUAAGCCGGAUAGCCUGCGAGAGACCCUUUUGCCGCCUCGUGAAACGACCAACGCAAAAGCAUCUUCUGCUCCUGCUAAGAUUGGUGGAGAACUCUUGAACAAACUAAGUGCUGGCCUGCAAGGAGUAGCACACGGCAACUUUCUUCGACGUGGAUCUUCUGCUUCGUCGAGCUCAGCAUCCAUUUCGGCAAAUCGGGAGGAGCAAUUGGAUGCGCGUUUAACGAGUGCGAGCAGCUCGUCGUCGAGUACUGCAACAGCUGGGAAAGCAGGUUCGUCCUUUACUCGCGUGCAUUCGACAACCAUUACGAGCGUAGAGCAACAACCUUGAAAUGGCCAGCCGUGGAACGCAGUCAAGAAUGUAUCCCGAGGCACAUGCGGCAGCGACAACGAGCAGGGGCGACUGAUUGACUCUGACGAAGACGGACUGCACUGGGUCGCGAGCGACCGACGAAGAUGAGGGCUUUUAGGCGCUAGCUUUUCUUUGGUUCUAUCUGAUUGCGCGUUCUUUGCUAACCUAAUGAGCGUGAGACUUUUUCUGUUCGUUUCUACUAAGUGGUAAGCCUGUGCUUCGCGUGCGUUAGUUUUUCUUCUGCCUGCUAAACUUCACCUAAGUUUCUUCUGCUUUGUUCGCCAUCCGUGACUACGGUUCUUUGGGCAGUAUGGCUCUUUUUUCUCAUUCGCUCCUCUGCUUUAUCCACGCAAUAGAGUGCUAAGCUUCAGCGUGUGCGACUUUGUCGUUUUCUGGCGGAGGUGUUGCUGCUGCUUUUCACGAACAGACUCCUGCUACGAGAUGAGCCCUUGACUAUAACCAAGAUGCGAGAUGUUUCGCACCUCACAGAUUCACUUUUAUCGACUCCUUGGACCUUGCUUUUUUAUUCCCCAAGGGAAGAGACGGCUGUUAUAUGCUGCAGUGCACUUCUAAAAACUUG
This is a messenger RNA of Amoebophrya sp. A25, 10927 nucleotides long. The record is from the annotation of a GenBank genome assembly. Lineage: Eukaryota; Dinophyceae; Syndiniales; Amoebophryaceae.